AUGUGCGCCGGCGGCCGAGCUUGCGAGGCUGGCGCCUUUGUGUGGCCGAGCUUGCGAGGCCGCCCCAGGUCGGGACUGUCUUUCGGCCGAGUUUACGAGGUCGAUGCGCGGGGAGAUGAGACCAUUUCAGCUGGCUCGAUUUUCGUGCACGAGCGCAAGUGGGCCGUGUUCAAUUUCGGAGUGGGCCACACUGACUCCCCGCGCGCGAGCCUCGCGAGGUAUGGCAAUAGCACGGCAUCGUAUCGUGGAAUGGCCACUGCACCCGGUGCAAGGUCCUGUUUGGACAUGAAUCCUCGCGCGCACGCAAAAUGCACACGGGUGUUCUGCGGUGCAUACAGAUAUGUCGCCACACGCGUGCGGUGCUUGCGGCGGUGUGCUCGGACUCGCUCUGCACGUCGCGCGGUGGUGCACGAGGGCGCUAAGCACUGUCGCCCGCUCGCGCUCCUGCGCGAAACUGGCUUAUCGAUAUUGGUCCUGGACCAGCUAUACGAGGCCGACCCCCCGACGCUUCCGGUCCCUUCUCGCACGGGGGCGCGCACCAGCCGGCGCUACAGUGCACUCCUCGCCUUCAGCUCACCACACGGCGCGUGGGCAUGCAUUAGAGUGUAA
Messenger RNA from Epithele typhae, 609 nucleotides. RefSeq lists its product as uncharacterized. The record is from RefSeq and is a predicted model, not a curated record. Lineage: Eukaryota; Fungi; Basidiomycota; Agaricomycetes; Polyporales; Epitheliaceae. Bases 1 to 609 code for a protein of 202 amino acids. The transcript has 2 exons.